UUUGCCAUUUGACCUGUCCUCUUUGAUUAUGAAACUUGACUGAAUUUUGCGCGUCGGUCUCUCUGCGUAGAAAAUAGACGCCACCACCUUUGCUGUUGCGGCUGUCCUUCAGAGCUUAUCUCGUUCCCACUUGUGAUAAUCCCAAAGCACAACUGACUCGAUCCACUUCCUCUCAAUUGUGAAGACUGUCGUGGCCCUUUCAAUUACUCAGCAAAGAAUAUUCACUUAUGAAUUUAUUACUUCCAGCUGUAAGCCUCAGUAUUUGUUUUCGUGAUCGGUAAAUUAGAUUGGUUUUUGUCUUCUUUUCUCACUACAAUCUGAAAGCACCUUUUCAUGGCAGACGUCCUUUUCAUCAACAACAACAACCGCAACGCAACAACAGCAACAAAAACAAGAACAAAAACAAAAACAAGAACAACAAGAACAACAACCGCAGCACAAAUAAGUAGCCGCGCAGAGUAGCCGUUUGGAAAGUGAGGUUUUAUGGACUGCGCGCGGCGAGCCAGCAGCACAGUUUAUGGCCCAAAAAUUUGCUUUUAGUAUCCCAAGAGGUUUUAUUGCCUCGCCACAUCUGUCUCGUUAGCAUUUAAGCUUAAUUACUAAAACACAACUCAACUCCCAACUCCCAUUCUUAAGCUGCUCCACACUUAAAUGGGCGCUGAAUCAAAUUUAUUGUUGAUUCAGUCUUUGUUCCGUUAUAAUUAGUUUACGAUUGGGAAGGGUUUUAAAAUUGGACUCAUGGUUGAAAAAUGGCACACUAACUGUUCACGUGCUUUUCUGUUUCACCAGACGCUAUUAAUGCGCUCCAUUAAGUGUAAUGUUGCUUAUUGCCCAAUGCAAUUACUGCAAAAGGUUUGCCCGUGGUGCUAAAAAUUAUUGCCCAAAAACUGAUUUGAUAACAAAAUUAUUUCACUCUAUUUGGAUUUGUUGACACUUUCGUGAACUCACACCUUUCGCCGCCCGUUUGCUUCUUUCCAAUUCUCAACUCACAAUUUAGUGAUAAUUCUAGAAGGAGAUCUGUUUCAUAAGUGUAAACAGAAGUCUCUUCUAGACUUAUCUUGUUUCUUUUUCCGCUCCAACACAUUUACAUUACCUUCUUAUGCUCUCAAGUUUUCCAAGAUUUAAGUAUUUAGUGAGAUAACAACCUGGUCUUCUCAAAACAUUGAUGAUUUCCCUGGACUGUCUUACAGUUCCCAAUUCAUAUGCCACAUUUGCUAAACAGGUGACCUUUAUCAGGUUUUCUCUCCUAAUAAUUUUGCUUGGUUUUAUUUAAUACCAUUACUUAUUUUAUCAUCAAUGUGAUUAGCUAAAAAGUGAGAAAAAACACGAAAAGCAAGUCUAUGCUGUUAUUGCUACCCAUUUUCACAAAGUAAUUUCUGUUAAUUAUCCUUUAAUUUUCAACAGGUUAAUCGUGUUCAGCUUUCCAUUCGGCGAGUUUCGUUAAAAUUAUCUUGGAAUUAAUUAUAUUCUGGACUUGCAGGAAUCAAUUCCGAACAAGUUUUGGCCUGUCUAUCUGAAAAAUAAAAUCAGGAAAAUACCUGCUCUCCACUCAGAAUGAAACAGAGAUUGCUCGUUCUGUUGUUUCUCGGAUUGAUAUGCGAACGAGCGACAGUUCUCGGCGCCAGCGACCACUCAUCACCCGAACUAGACGGCAACGAUGGCGGAUCUAGAGACGACUGCUGCUGCUGCUGCGGCCAACAGGCCAACUCCCCCCAAUGCACAGACAGUCAGAGCCAACAUCCAGUGUCAGACAUUCUGAGCAAACUGCUGGCCAAUUACGACCGCAGACUCCGACCACAAUACGGAGGGGACCCUGUUGCAGUUAAUGUGACUAUGAACAUAGACAGCAUUGGACCCAUAUCAGAAGUGAACAUGAACUUCCGUCUGGACAUAUCGUUCCGGCAGUACUGGAAAGACGGACGGCUCUCUUUCAACUACAGUGAGCCAGUGACUGUGAACAGCCAGUUCCUGGAUGAGAUCUGGCAGCCGGACACCUACUUCCCGGACAGCUACGAGAGCCAGAGACAGACUGUGAUGGUGCCGAACAUACUACUCAGAAUACACCCAGACGGACUAGUGCUGUACAGCGCCAGUACACUACGAAAGAUCUGCAGCUGAAGUGGAAGAUGGACCCUGUGACGAAGUCCAACAAGAACGCGGUGGAGUAUGACCCCAAAAAACUGCAGCUGGCUCAGUUCAAACUCAUCAACGUCGUCACUAGACAGUUCAACCUACAGUUCUCCACAGGUGAGUUCUCAGACCUCGAAGUGGUGUUCUACCUGAAGAGAGACCUCAUCUACUUCAUCAUCCAGACUUACAUCCCUGCCACCCUCAUUGUGCUGCUGUCUUGGGUCAACUUCUACGUCAACAGACACUCAGUGCCCGCCAGAGCCUCGUUGGCGAUCACGACAGUGCUGACCAUGAUCACGUUGAUGGGAGCGACCAACUCCAAUCUUCCGAAGGUAUCCAGCAUCAAGGCACUCGACAUCUACUUCGGAAUCUGUUUCUUAUACGUGUUCGGAGCACUGGUCGAGUUCGCCCUUGUCUGUUAUUUUAAUAAGCCCAGAUAUACUAGUACGAAAAUGACAUCUAUGGAGCCUCGCCACUUGAAGGGCAAAUUGGGUCAUGGUCAGUACUUCGACUAUGGAGACGGGCCAGUGCAUGACAGUGCUGUGGUUGGAAUUCCUUGGAGAUUAAAUUCUCAAAUGAACUCAAAUGGGAUCCUAACAUCGCCUGGUGAGUACGGGUUCACGCAAGGCGCCUCAAGCCACAUGAACGACCCAAGAGAAACGCAAGCAUUCCUACCUCUAAACAUUACUCAGAACCCGUCUGCUGGUCUAAGCAAUCACUACGAAAACCACAGCACUUCUUUCUUGCCCCAAAAUCUCAACAAUUCCAACGCAACUGUUUUGUCAAACUCUCACAAUAAGAACUCACAGCUUCAAGACUCAAAAAUUGUCUCGAAAAGUGGGUCUCCGAAACGAGGCUGCGACUUGGAACCGGGCAACUCGCCCUCGCCGCAAUUAGUGGAAGACACAAGUUCAACGUUAAAUAAGAAGCAGCGGCGUCGGGUGCGUCGGAAGCCUGUGAACAAACCGAUAGAUGUGAGCAAGAUAGAUUUGUACUCACGCAUCAUGUUUCCACUCACCUACAUCAUGAUCUGUAUCAUUUACUGGAUGGUCUACAUCGGAGUCACGGGACUCACGCAGAACAGCUUCGAACAGGAGGACCAGGCGGCCAACGACGCCAACAACGAACAAGAGCAGGCCGCCUCCUGAUUAUAAUCCUACAAUCGCUUAUUUAAUAAUUAACAAAAUCAACCAACUAGUUGAUUAAUUAAGGAAGCAGUUCAAUAAUUCAUUGGUUGAUUGAAUACUGAGGUCAGUUUCACUUGGUUGAAUUUUAAUACCCAACCGCGUGGCUUGUAAAUAAGGGCUCUUUAUAAGCAUAAGUUCCAAUCAAAAUUCAUCAAUACUUUCAACUUUUGGUGCUGUUUUGUUUUGUUUAACGAGAGAAAAACUUUUUCGCACGAUGCUUC
This is a messenger RNA of Symsagittifera roscoffensis, 3538 nucleotides long. RefSeq names its product gamma-aminobutyric acid receptor subunit pi-like. Gene Ontology annotation, cellular component: neuron projection; plasma membrane; synapse. Gene Ontology annotation, biological process: chemical synaptic transmission; nervous system process; regulation of membrane potential. Gene Ontology annotation, molecular function: neurotransmitter receptor activity; transmembrane signaling receptor activity; extracellular ligand-gated monoatomic ion channel activity. Lineage: Eukaryota; Metazoa; Xenacoelomorpha; Acoela; Convolutidae. The record is from RefSeq and is a predicted model, not a curated record.